Ilex paraguariensis (yerba mate) is the source of this 438-nucleotide messenger RNA. The record is from the annotation of a GenBank genome assembly. Lineage: Eukaryota; Viridiplantae; Streptophyta; Magnoliopsida; Aquifoliales; Aquifoliaceae.
AUGAUUUUCUCAACCUUGGACAAAGUGAAGUCAAAUUUGAAUUAUAAGAGGAGCAAUGGUGGUGCCUCUGUUGACGAAGAAGAUCAUGAAGAAGAGAGUCAAGAAGUUCAAAAGGCCCCACAGCGAUUGGAAAAUCUCGAUCAAGGAAAACUGGCGCUGACCAAAGGAAGAAAGUUUAAGGGAUGCACUCUGAUGCCUAAUAUUGGCUAUGGCUCUGACAAGAAGACUCGUCAUUAUCUUCCCAACGGUUUUAAGAAGUUUGUUGUGCACAAUGUUAAAGAGCUUGAGGUGCUGAUGAUGCACAACAGCACUUACUGUGCAGAGAUUGCACACAAUGUGUCCACAAGGAAGAAGAAAGAGAUUGUGGAGCGUGCUGCUCAGCUUGACCUGGUUGUCACAAACAAGCUAGCCAGGUUGCGCAGCCACGAGGAUGAAUGA